UGCAAACAUGCUCAAGAUUUCGAUCCCAAUUGCGGUUUUCCACCUGCUCUGGAAGGUGUCCUUCGGCGGGGCUUACAGCCUACCGCCGGCGGUGCAGUUGGGUGGAGCAAUCGUGGCCGCCGUGGAACAGGACGCCGAGCAGGAAGCCGCCAUCGAGGAGCAACAGCGCGUGGAUCGGCAGACGCUCACCAUGGCCGAAACCCAGUUUCACAGCCUGAUCAACGACGAUCUCAGCCCGGAGGAGGUGAACAACAUGCUACAGAGCUGGUCGAACGAAGGUCGCGGGAAGCACAAAAAGGAAAAAAAGCUACUGAAGAUGGUAUAUCCUCUUCUGGCUGCCGCAGCUGUUGCCAAAAUAGUACUGCUGCCCCUGGUUUUGAAAUGGCUGACGGCUCUCUCCACCUCUUCGUUUGUCAUGGGCAAAAUCGCAUUGGCCACCUCCGGGCUGUUGGCUCUAAAAUGGAUUUUGUCCGGCGGACAUGCACACGAUCGUCUGGAAAUUGUUCAUUCUCAUGCACCUGUCGUCAAGGGAUUGCACGGCACAGAUCUCUCCUCCAGUGGAAGCAGUUGGAUGCCCAUUCGACAACCCUUUAUACCCUUGGGACUGUCCAAGGAGCAUAACUUUGACAACCUGUACAAACCGUUUUUAUAAAGCAACGAAAGUAAGAGUGUUCAGGAACAAAAAAUCUUCUUUUAAAUCCAAAAAAGGGUUUUAAAUGGUUAUAUGAUUGGGAACACCAUUUAUAAAUUAAAAAUUGUAAAAACGUUUGGUGUAUUGAAAUCCAAAAAGGCAGUUCAAAAGAAUAAAUGUAAAUAUCAAUAUAGUGUUAACAUGAAAUCAUAACAUAUUACUGCAAACAUCCAUUUUCCGGCUUAGUGUUAGCCAAUAGACAAGCAAGGCCACGUAACUCCCAGCUUCAUCAACGAUUAAUUAGCACAUGACUCGCCCGACUUUGACGACGUUACGUAGCCGCCCCGUUGACGAUUUUAGGCGUGCGCACGCGGCGCAAAAAUUAACAGCACUGCGGUUCCGUUAUGCAUAAAACGGUUUAUUGCGCAUGCGCACCGUCGGCCAGCCCUCAAAUCCCCAUCAAAAACCCCAAGCCAUCGACCGGUGACCAGAGCCAAGCCAUCAAAGUCGUCGCAUUGGAAGCGGCACUUCCGCAAGUGCCUGUUGCAAUAAGCGCCGACAAACGGCGGAAUGACUUAUGUAAAGAGCGCGACCGAAAGCCGAAGUCAACAAACAAGUUGACACAAAUCAAUCAGCAGGCUGCACCCGAUACAACAAUGACCCACGAACCUCGUUCUGGGUGGCCAAAAUGAAUGGAAUUAAAGAUCCCAAUUGGAGCCACAAAAAAGUUGUAGGUAGGUUAUAACAGAAAGACAUGAAGUACUCCCAUAAUUCGAAUCAAUAUAUAGAAAAACUUAAAAAAAUAAUAUUUAAAAUGAAAAUGAAUUUCCACA
Drosophila biarmipes is the source of this 1464-nucleotide messenger RNA. RefSeq lists its product as uncharacterized. The record is from RefSeq and is a predicted model, not a curated record. The transcript has 2 exons. The coding region runs from base 8 to 652 and encodes 214 amino acids. NCBI's taxonomy places the organism in Eukaryota, Metazoa, Arthropoda, Insecta, Diptera, Drosophilidae.